Molecule: messenger RNA, 453 nt
Organism: Dissoconium aciculare CBS 342.82
Lineage: Eukaryota; Fungi; Ascomycota; Dothideomycetes; Mycosphaerellales; Dissoconiaceae
Exons: 1
Coding region: 1-453 (150 amino acids)
Biological process (GO): meiotic DNA recombinase assembly involved in reciprocal meiotic recombination; meiotic joint molecule formation; double-strand break repair via homologous recombination
Cellular component (GO): Swi5-Sfr1 complex; Swi5-Swi2 complex
Source: RefSeq, a predicted model, not a curated record
AUGUUGGAUCCAAAGACUAUUCCGCAAGCCUCUCAGGCAACAACAGCUUCCGCGACAGAACCGCAGGCCAGGGAUGACAAUGUUGCGAGCGAUACACCGGUCUCGCAUGACUCCAACACAUCCAAUCUGGUGAGUGCUCGUACUGCUGCGCUUCUCAAGAAGAAAGCCAUGGUGGAGCAAAAGCUCGCCGAGCUUGAAGCCGAGCUGGCAUUGCAAGUCGCAAAUGCCAAGCUUCCGUCGGGUCUCGAAAUGCCGUCUUCGUGGACGACCGAGCAGAAGACCUCUCACGUUAUUGAUAGUGCGAAUGCGACAGUCAAAGACCACAUCGAACUUCUGCACCGCUACAACGCGAUCAAGGAUAUCGGCCUGGGGUUGCUGGGUUUGGUCGCCGAGCAGAGAGGAGUGAGGCAGGCUAUCGUUAUGGAGGAGUUUGAUCUGUCGGCCAAGGAUUGA